This is a messenger RNA of Nomia melanderi (Alkali bee), 5714 nucleotides long. RefSeq names its product Mon2 homolog, regulator of endosome-to-Golgi trafficking (gene mon2). NCBI's taxonomy places the organism in Eukaryota, Metazoa, Arthropoda, Insecta, Hymenoptera, Halictidae. The record is from RefSeq and is a predicted model, not a curated record.
ACUAUGUACAAGAUGAUUUGAGUUUGAUAGUAGAGCACGAUUUCGACAUUAAUCACAUACGCACACAUGCACAUAUAUGAGUUAUCAGCGCCAUUGCAUGCCACGGUUUAUUAUUUACUUGAGCGUGUUGCAAUUAAGAUGCGAAUAAUUGAUUACCGUGGUAGAACACGAUUCUCAAAGAACUUUAACCGAACUGUUAGUAACAGCUUUAAGUAAUCGUUAGAAGCGAUGUCUUAAACAUGACGUAAGUUCGAAAAUGUUUGAGGACAAGUUCAAUAGAUUGUCACCUGUCCGUGGUCAUUUCUGAUAAUCGGCAUGGGACGUGCCAACUCAUCUACUAUCAUUUAGAUACAAUUUGUAUUACAACAGUAUGUGUUUAUCGAGGAACUGUUUAUAGUUUACAAUGAGAUAGAUUUAUAUAAUAAACUUAUAAAAAAAAGAAUUACGAUACGAUGGCGAGCGCACCUGUCGGAACUAACCCGGAUAGCACUUCCAAAUUUUUGGAGUCGUUGCAAACUGAUUUGAAAGCCCUAGCUUCUGAAACGAAGAAGAAAUAUCCGCAGAUCAAAGAAUCAUGCGAAGAAGGAAUCACUAAAAUAAGAACUGCUUCAAAUGCCCCAGGUGUUGCUAUUUAUUAUAUUGUAAAUCAAAUCUUAUAUCCUUUGGUUCAAGGCUGUGAAAGUAAAGAUGUAAAAAUUAUUAAGUUUUGUUUAACUAUAAUGCAAAGGUUAAUUACACAACAAGCUGUUGAUCAAAAAGGUGCGCGAUAUAUUACUGAUACAUUAUGGAUGUUAAUGGAAUCAGGAACAGAAGAAGUUAAAGUGCUGCAAACUGUAACUCUAUUACUCACAAGUAAUACCAUUGUGCAUGGUGAAACACUUGCUAGGAAUCUUGUUCUAUGCUUCCGUUUACAUUUUACAAAAGAUUCUACAACAAUCAACACAGCAGGAGCUACUGUACGACAGCUAGUGUCAUUGGUGUUUGAGCGUGUUGUUGCAGAAGAUGAACAAAGCCCUGAUAAUGAUGAUUCAGAUGAUAUAAAUUUGGAGGAAUUGAAAAUUCCUACUAACCAGGCACCCAAAGGUUUAGGACCAUGUGCUGCAGAUGCAUACUUAAUGUUUCAAGAUCUAGUUCAGCUAGUAAAUGCAGAUCAACCUUAUUGGUUAAUCGGUAUUACCGAAAUGACGCGUACAUUUGGGUUGGAAUUGUUAGAAUCUGUUCUAACAAAUUUUUCUUCAGUAUUUUUCAAGCAUCCGGAAUUUAGUUUCCUCUUAAAAGAAAGGGUUUGUGCCCUUGUGAUUAAACUUUUUUCACCAAAUAUUAAAUAUCGUAAUUCCGUUCCGGCGUCAUUACAACAAGCCACACCUUUGGACAAGCCUUACUUCCCUAUUAGCAUGAGACUUCUUAGAGUUGUCUCAAUAUUAAUACAAAAAUAUCAUUCUCUUUUGGUAACAGAAUGCGAAAUAUUUUUAUCCUUAAUCGUGAAAUUUCUGGAUCCAGAUAAGCCAACUUGGCAGAGGGCUUUAGCAUUGGAGGUUUUGCAUAAGAUGACAGUACAGGCUGAUCUUCUUACGAACUUCUGCGAAUGUUACGAUUUAAAACCUCACGCGACAAAUAUAUUUCAGGAUAUUGUUAAUAGUUUGGGUGCUUAUGUACAUAGUCUUUUCGUUAAUCCUCAAAUGAUGAAUCAGGCUAAUAUGGCGGCAGGUACGACAAUACCACAAAACACUGCGUCUCCCUUAUUCACGGGAAUGCCAAUUGGCCCUGGUGUCUCGCCACAGCCUGGCUUUUAUUCUCGCGGUAUUUGGUUACCGGUAGUUGCAACAUUUACAAGUGGCCAGGCUAAAUCUACCUAUUUGGAUAUGCUCGAUAAAGUUGAACCACCACAGAUACCGAUAGGAUAUGGUAUUAGUAUAGCGUACGCAUGUUUAUUGGACAUUAUACGUUCCAUUGCCCUUGCCAUUAAUGGCUCCGGUGAAGCUAUAACAGGAAAUCAGUCGUAUAAACCAACUGAAUCUGAUCGAAAACUUCAUACUCAGCUGAUUAACUCAAGUUGGUGCGGUUUACUAGCUGCAUUAAGUCCUCUGAUAGAUGCCAGCACUGACGAAUCUGCGACAGAAAAUGUGUUGAAAGCUAUUCAAAUUUUUGCAUCUUUGUGUGGACAAUUAGAGUUACAAACUCCACGCGACGCCUUCAUUACAGCAAUAUGUAAAGCUUCAUUGCCACCUCACUAUGCACUGACAGUAUUAUACAAUGCUCCUCAAGGUAUACCAAGUGCAAGACAACAAGAGUCUGCUCAAUAUAAUUUGACAAUGGGCGAACCGGAUUACCGGCAGCAAGUAGUAGCUGUUGGCACUCCACUGCCCACCGCAUCUUUACCAGUUGGCGCACACCAGGGGCCAGUAAUGUUAACAGCAAAAAAUUUGCAAUGUAUGCGUGCAUUACUGUCACUUGCGCAUUGCCAUGGUAGCAUACUUGGCGGUGCAUGGCAUUUGGUAUUAACGACAUUACAACAUCUUGUAUGGAUUCUCGGUUUAAAACCCUCUACAGGGGGAUCCUUGAAAGCUGGGAGGACCCCGGCUGAUCCAAACGCAGUACUUACGAAUGCAGUUAUGGCAGAUCUACCUGUACUUAGCGCCAUGCUUAGUAGAUUGUUUGAGAGUAGCCAACAUUUAGAUGAUGUAGCUUUACAUCAUUUAAUAGAUGCUCUUUGCAAAUUGAGUCACGAAGCUAUGGAGUUGGCUUAUUCUAAUAGAGAACCAUCAUUAUUUGCUGUGGCCAAGCUAUUGGAAACUGGUUUGGUGAAUUUACCUCGAGUGGAAGUUCUGUGGAGGCCAUUAACAAAUCACUUAUUAGAAGUUUGCCAACAUCCGCACAUUCGUAUGAGAGAAUGGGGGGUAGAAGCUAUUACGUACCUUGUCAAAAUGGCUCUCCAGCACAAGUAUCCUCAACCUUUACGCGAUAAUCAAAAGUUGCAAACGUUACUCUUAGGACCGUUAUCCGAGUUAUCAUCGGUACGCCAUGGUGAUGUGAGACAACGGCAACUAGAAUGUGUUUUACAAGUUUUACAUGGUGCAGGGGAAACAUUGUACCAUGGUUGGCCCUUGGUACUUGGUAUUAUUGGAGCAGUGUCCGAUCACCAUGGGGAAGCUUUAGUUAGAAUAGCUUUUCAGUGUUUACAAUUGGUAGUAACUGAUUUUCUACCAGUGAUGCCUUGGCGGUGUCUUCCGCUUUGUGUCGACACGGCUGCCAAAUUCGGUUCGCAAACUCAAGAGUUGAAUAUUUCACUUACUGCGGUUGGAUUGAUGUGGAAUAUUAGCGAUUAUUUUUAUCAAAAUCAAGAGAAACUUUGUAUUUCUUUAAAAGGAGAUUCAUCUUCUGUAUUUCCGGAUUUUCCUGGUACAACGAACAUGCCAGCGUUUGAUAAGCUUUGGAUGUGCCUAUACACGAGAUUAGGGGAUUUAUGCGUGGAUCCUCGACCUGCAGUACGCAAAUCUGCCAGUCAAACUCUAUUUUCUACAAUAUCUGCGCAUGGUAGUCUAUUACAUCAGCCAACAUGGCAGGCUGUGCUUUGGCAAGUUCUUUUCCCAUUACUGGAUAAAGUAAGAAGUUUAUCAAACUCUGCUAGUAGCGAGAAGGUAGAUACUAGUGGAAAUAUACUCAUUCAUCAUAGUCGGAAUACAGCACAAAAACAAUGGGCAGAAACGCAGGUACUGACGUUAAGUGGCGUUGGAAGAGUAUUUAAUACGAAACGGCAGCUUUUACAAAUGUUGGGCGAUUUUCCUAGAGCUUGGUCUCUUUUACUAGAGUUCAUAGAAAACUCUGCACUUAGUAAAAAUAACGAGGUAUCGUUGGCAGCUUUGAAAUCAUUUCAAGAGAUUUUAUAUCUUCAAAAAGGUAGCGAUAGUAAUGAAGUGAUUCAAUCGAACGAUUCAGAGGCAUUAUGGGUCGUUGCGUGGCGUGUGUGGCUUAAUAUUGGAAUGGAAAGUACAACACCUCCACAAGAAGGCGAAACAGAACCUUAUAUACCGUCGCAAGCAUUUUUAACAGCAUUAGUUCACAUAUUUCCAGCCGUUUUUCAACAUAUUAGAAACAAAUUCACUGGACCGGAUUUGCAAAAGCUUUGCAUAGUACUGAAAAAUGCAGUCGCGGUUCCGGUGCACGGUGAGUCAACGCCGUAUAUUUUACCUACAAUGCCAGAUGUCGUCCUUACUCAUUUACAGGAUGGCGUGCUCCAUUCCAUGGAACUUCUGCAAAAAGAAGCACUAAACGGUCCCGACAAUCUACGAACAAUGAUUGUUUUAAUCUUUCUUCAACUUUUAAGCUUCUCAAAAUUAGCUUGCGAAGCGCCUACGUAUGGUAAAAUCCCAACGAAACAUAUUUCUCAAAUUAGAGGUCUAUCUAGUGAUUGGGUCACUAUGAACUAUGUUCCUUUUGGGGAGAAAGCCCUAUCGAUGGUUGUAACAUUGUAUCAAAAGACAGCGCAUGAGGUAGCAGUAAUAGAAGGGCAGGUUUUGAAGCAUAUUAUAGAAGCGUUACACGUGCCUUUGUCAAUGAAGUAUGCUUGUCCGUCGCCGACAACCUGGAAAUUGGCAGUAACUAGCCUGCUUGCUGUUUUACAUACCGGCUUACCACUGGCCAGAAAAUGUCCAGAACAGUUUCAGACUAUGUGGCCGGAGCUUGCAAGUACCUUAGAUGAUUUUUUAUUUCCGAAAAGCGUAUUAAACGUGGAACGAGGCGUGGAAGAGAUCCAAGCAGAUGAAGCUGUAGAUUGUCAAGUGAUGGAAUUGUUAAGAGAUGAAGUUCUGCCACAUUCUCAAUACAUACCUCAUCAAUUUAUUUUACGUGUGGUGAUGCUUUUAAAUAAAGGUUCUAUACAUUCAGCAACCACAGCAAAUAUUGAAAAUGGCGGCGAAACCAAAUUGCGGGAAGAAUUUGCAAAGACUUGUUUUGAAACAUUGCUACAAUUUUCUCUUUUGGAUGGGUUGAACAAUGAAUCAGAACAUGAUACAUCCAAAAAUCCUGAAAACGACGAAGGGGGAGUAGCUGGAAGAUUAGCAGUGACUGCCCUCCUUCAUAGGUUUCAAGAAGUAUUGCGACGAUAUAUAGAAAAUGAAAGGCGCAGUGGAAAGUGUCCAUUACCCAGGUACAGGUUGUCUGAAAUAUCAUUUGUUUUGAAAGCAGUUGCCACGCUUGUUGUGUCGCUAAAAAAGGCACCUCCAAAUAAAGUUGAAAAGUCAGUUUGGGAGCAACUGAUUGGAUUAUAUCCCUGUUUAGUAGAAUGUACAAUUGCUACCGCAUCAGGGCAAGUUUCAAGAUCUUUACGCGAAGCUUUGCUGCAAUACCAUGAUCUAUUGAGGCCGCCGAUUCAAAAUUCCACAACAUCAAAUGGUGUUUGACCACUGCAUUCUUUAAUUCUAACUCGAAAUAGUGAUGUUUACUACAGCGCCAAGUAGUGAACCAUUCACGGCUACGGUUACAUGUAUAAUAAAUUUCACUGCAAAAUUUUUACUUCCGCGUACACGUACAAGGCGAAGUAUCCUAGGGAAAUACUGCUAGCUAAAUUUUUCUCGACGCAUCCUAAAAAGUUUGUCUCGUCCAAACUUUACACAUAUUUCAUUGUUGUUCGAAGAAGUAAAGAAAUUUAAUACCGCCAUUUUUUUUCUUUUUUUUACAAAAUGCAAAAUGAUUUUUAGUUUGUAAAUUGCAGUAGA